Messenger RNA from Cantharellus anzutake, 582 nucleotides. RefSeq lists its product as uncharacterized. The record is from RefSeq and is a predicted model, not a curated record. The transcript has a single exon. The coding region runs from base 1 to 582 and encodes 193 amino acids. Lineage: Eukaryota; Fungi; Basidiomycota; Agaricomycetes; Cantharellales; Hydnaceae.
AUGUCCGAUCAUCUGCUACGACGACUGGUUCACUAUGGCAGUGGCGGUGCCCACCGGCAAACCCCGAAACAACUCUUGGGUCUCAAAAAGGAAUCUCCUAGAAGCGCCAAACCGGCCCCCCGCUCCUUCGCUGUCUUUUACACCAUGGACUCACCCACAGAUCAUGCAACAGAUGUAAUUCAUUGCAUGUUAACUAAUGGGUUCACUCUCAUGUCUUUUCUGUCAACAAUCUUGACUUCCUCAGGCUUUGGUGACAUAUUAUGCGAAAUUCAGGUCCAGAUUCUCAAUCCUGAGCCUGAGCUUGGCAGCACAGUGAUUGUGAGAAACUGGAUCCUUACAAGUGCUCAAGCAAUUUACGCGGAAGAAAUACAAGUACUGAUGGAAAAAGAGAGUGGGCUUCACAUGAAUGCUGCCCACCUUCACCCAGCACAGCUUGAAGAUGGAAGAAUUAGCACGCUGAAGUCACUAUUUGAAUCCAAGGCACCAGCAGUUUGGGCCCUGAUCAAUCACUUACUUACUGUGGAAAGCAAGACACGGGCAAGUGUCAGGGACGCGUCCAGGGUGGAGGGGGCCCAGCUGUAG